AUGCCGUCGAGUGAGUUAUUGCCGGAGCCCAUGGUGGUGGUAUGCGGCCCUUCAGGGGUUGGGAAAUCCGCCUUGGUCCAGCGCUAUUUGUUUGGGGUGUUCCCUCCAGAGUUUGACCCAUUGCAUGGGGCUGGCGACAGGAAACGCGUGGAGGUUGACGGAGAGCCAUGUUUACUGGAAAUUCACCGGUCAAAUCGCAUGGAGAGUGUGGCGACGACGGAGAUGUUUAUCAGAAAGGCCGAUAUGUUCCUGCUGGUGUAUCGUAUAGGCUCUCGCGAGUCCUUCGACGAGAUGAAAGAACGGCAUCAGCUCAUCCUAGGACGCAGGGAGGACAAAGUGCCCAUCAUUCUCGUAGGCAACAAAUGCGACCUGAGUUCGAACAUGAGGGCUGUGUCUCAUGAAGAGGGUGCAGAUCUGGCCCGGGAGUUGGGUUGCGGAUUUGUCGAGACUUCCGCGAAAGAUAACGUGAACGUGGAACAGACGUUCACUGAUUUGAUUAGAGCGCACCGAAGGACAGAGCAAGCGAAGAAGCUGGCUGCAACGGAUGAGUCCCCCACUAAGGAUGUCCAGGAAACAGAAGGAGGUAGUUUCAAAGAUCGCAUAUUGGCUUUCUUCAGAAGGAUAACACGAAAGAAAAGCGCUUGA
Molecule: messenger RNA, 645 nt
Organism: Clonostachys rhizophaga
Lineage: Eukaryota; Fungi; Ascomycota; Sordariomycetes; Hypocreales; Bionectriaceae
Source: the annotation of a GenBank genome assembly